GUCUUGUACAGACCCAGGUCAGUGGUUUUACCAUGGAGUUGGGGAAAGUUCAUCUGAAUCUAAAGACAGUGCUGUUGACGAUGAUGAUGUUCAAAUGGGGAAUCCUCUGCACAGCCACAUCAGACAAAUGUUUGUCUUCACCCUGCCAGAAUGGAGCUUCCUGUGUGGACACCAUGGAUGAUUAUGCCUGUAUCUGUACCAGAGAGGAGGUCCGAUACAUGGGCAAGAACUGUGAUGAACUCUAUGACGCCUGCUCCUUUGCCCCAUGUGAAAACUGCACAAGCACCCCUGGCACCACAGAAUACCACUGCAUCUGCCCGGACGGACUAACAGGCGAUAACUGCACAGAGGAGGUGGACGAGUGUCAGAGCAACCCAUGUUCUGAACCCCGUUCUCUGUGUGUUGACCAGCUGAAUGGAUACUUCUGCAGAUGUCCUGCUGGGUACGGAGGACAGGACUGCAGGACUCAUGUGACGGACUGCAUCGAUGAACCCUGCAGGAACAAUGGGAUAUGUGUAUUACGACCAGAGGGCUUUGAAUGCCGUUGUGCGCCAGGGUUUGCAGGGAGGAACUGUGAGGAAGAUGUGAAUGAGUGUUCAUCAGAGCCCUGUCAGAAUGGAGCUAUCUGUAUAGAUGGAAAGGCAGAGUUCCACUGCUUCUGUGUGCCUGGUUUUCAGGGCUAUAACUGUGAAAUCGACAUCAACGAGUGUGCGUCGCGACCCUGUGAGAACAAUGCCACCUGCAUUAAUGAGAAGGACCACUACGAGUGUGAGUGCCUGGAAGGCUUUGCAGGAGUCAACUGUGAAACUGAAAUAGAUGAGUGUGAGUCCAGCCCCUGCCGCAACGGAGCCACCUGCCACGACCUGAGCGCCAUGUACUCCUGUGAGUGUCUGCCCGGGUUUGACGGCAUCGACUGCGAGGUUGACGUUGAUGAGUGUGCCAGUGAGCCGUGCCUGAAUGGAGCUGUCUGUCACGACAUGGUGAACAGCUAUAAAUGUGACUGCAGUGAGACAGGAUUCGAGGGUGACCUCUGUGAAGUGGAUAUCCCUGAGUGUGCCUCUGAUCCCUGUCAGCAUGGUGCCACAUGUCUAGAGGGAGUCAAAGGAUACACCUGUCUCUGCUGGCCAGGUUAUGAGGGACCAAACUGUGAGAUUGAUAUCGAUGAGUGUGCUGAGCAGCCCUGUGAGAACAGUGGGGAGUGUUUUGAGCGUUCAGAUCCGUCUCACUGGGAGCUGGACUGGGAGCUCAGCUUUGCAGACGCAGCUGGGUACAUCUGCCAGUGUCAGCCAGGGUUUGCUGGUGAGAACUGCUCCGUCAACAUUGAUGAGUGUGAGUCUGAACCCUGCCAGAAUGGAGGCUCUUGUAACGAUAAGAUCAAUGGCUACACCUGCACAUGCUCUGUUGGGUUUCUAGGUGAGCUGUGUGAAGAGAACAUUGAUGAAUGUGAGAGCCAGCCUUGUCAAAAUGGUGGUUGGUGUGAAGACGGCAGGGCGUCCUACACCUGCCACUGUCCUGAGGCAGAGCCAGGUGAACUUCCCUGGGGAGGAGAUCACUGCCACGUGAAACUCCAUGGCUGUGUGGACCAUGAAUGCCAGAACGGAGCCACCUGCCACCCAUGGCUGGAGAGUGGAGAACACGGUCACACAUGCUUGUGCCCCCCUGGCUUCUACGAUGAGCAGUGCUCCACCAGAACAACCUUUUCCUUCUCCACUCCUGGAUUCAUUCACAUCCAGGUUGUUCUAGAAGAAAGGACACGGAGGGAGGUUGAGCACCAAGUUCACAGUGGUUUCGGGUUACAGCUACGCUUCCGGACAACUAUACCCAAUAUGUUGCUCUUCUACAGAGGUGAUGUGGACUGUCUCCUCCUCUUGGAGAUUGUGAAUGGUGGUCUUCAUGCAAAAGCCUUUUCUGAGGAGUCUGAACUGGAUGUCACUUUUCCUGGUUUGGUUAGUGAUGGAGACUGGCGGGAUGCUCAUGUGUUUAUAGAUAAUGAAGGUCUGGUCUUGAUUCUAAAAGGCCCUGGCUGUGACAGGGAAGGAUGCAGAGUUAUAGACAGCGGUACUGAUGAACCACCUUUCCAGCCCUCUGAAGCCUUCACUCAUAUUUAUGUAGGUGGAGCACCAGAGGAGCUUUUAGAGUACUCUCUAAGUGGUGCAGGCUUCAUUGGAUGUAUGGAAGACCUGAUGAUCGACUCUAAGCCUGUCCUACCCCAAACACUUCCAGAGGACCAAGGCCAUGAGCUGGGGUGCAGUAAGACUGAAUGGUGUGAGCCCGACCCCUGCUAUGGACAUGGACGCUGUGUGGACCUGUGGACCAGCUAUCAGUGUGACUGCUACCGUCCCUUCCACAGUGAGAGCUGCUCUGAAGAACUCCCUUCAUGGACAUACAGCCAUGAGGACACAGUGAGUUUCAGUGCCUACGAUGUAGGUAAGAGCCAUGGGAACAGCUUCAAUGUGUCCUUCUUCGUGAGGUCAUUAAAGCCAGACGGGCUUCUGUUUCAGCUGAGGAGACCCACAGAGGAUGAGGGGGGAGAGGUCUACUUCUCAGUCUACCUGGGGAUGGGGAGGGUUUUUGUCAGCUCUCUGCCUAACAGUGCCCCACUGACCGCUCCCAUUUUUGUGACCACUGGCGAGAAGCAACUACUACAGGUGGAAGUCCGACACAAGCAGGUGAUCUUUGAGCAUGCAGGCCUUCGCUAUGGAAUAGGAGAAAUUCCUGAAGUGAAUGUUAACAGUGGGGAUAAGGUCUAUGUUGGAGGACUUCCGGGAGACUGGAACUCUUAUUUGUGGGGGGGGCAUUACAAAGGUUGUCUGCAGGACCUUCGUUUGGACUCAGUGCAUCUAGAUGUGGAUGCCUGGAACGCCUCUGAUGAGGAGGAAGUGUAUUUACCAAGUGAUGCUGAAAAUGCUAAGAAGGGCUGUGUCAGUGAUGAUACUUGCAAGAUGAAGCCUUGUCAAAAUGGAGGAGAAUGCAGCAUCACAUUCAACGAUUUCACGUGUUCCUGUCCAGAGGAAUACACCGGAAAGACCUGUGAGACCCGCGUGUGGUGCGUUAGUGAUCCUUGUGUCAAUGGUGGCCACUGUGUGGACCUUCCUGAUGGAUAUGAAUGUGUGUACAAUGCCACAUUUGAGAACAACCCUGUGCACUACAGUGCUGGAGGCUCCCUGGCUCAGCCUGUCUCUGACAUAUACAUUGAGCUGCGGACUCGUUCAGAGAACGCUGUGCUCCUGAGGGCCUCCUGGGGCUCUGACCUGCUGAUGGUGGGUCUGCUGGACUCUUCUGUCCGGUUGGAGAUCCACAUUGGCAACAGUGUCGAGACGCUGACCUUUUCAGGAGUUCGUCGAGUGGCUGACGGGAACUGGCAUCGUGUGAACAUCUCAAUGGCAGAGAAGGAGCGCAAAGCCUCUCCCUGGGUCAUCACCGUGGACGGAAUCACAGAUGCCACAAGCAUGCCGGAGCACACGGGAAGCCUUCACUUUCUCAAUGAGAAGGGGGCCACUUUGGCUAUCGCAGAGAGCUUCACUGGCUGCUUGGGUGCAGUAAGAGUUGGAGGAGUCUACCUUCCUUUUGUGGAUGACCAGAAAGCCCCGCAGCCAUCUCAGUUCCAUUUAGAUGGAAAACCAAAGAUUCAUUUGGGUUGUACCAGCGCUCCUGUUUGUGAUUCAGAUCCUUGUCUAAAUGGAGCCACAUGUGAAGAUCUCUUUAAUAAAUUCAGCUGUGUCUGUGACUCGGGCUGGGAGGGAGAACAGUGUGAGACAGACACUGAUGACUGUGCAUCUCAGCCCUGUGUUUAUGGAAGCUGUAAGGACUACUUGGCUGGUUUUGAGUGCCGUUGCCACCCUGGAUAUACUGGCACGCUUUGUGAUGAGGAUCUUGACGAAUGUGAGCAUCAUGCCUGUGAGCAUGGAGGCACCUGUCAGGAUGGACCCAACAUGUACACCUGUAUAUGCCCCAAGAACUACAGUGGUCCUCUCUGCCAGUGGGACUAUCCUCCACUAAAGUGUGGUGAAGAUGUCCAGUGUGCAAAUGAUGCUAUCUGCAAUGAUGGACUGUGGGGAGCGAACUGUACAUGCAUGCCAGGUUUCACAGGCAGCAGGUGUGAAAUGGAGACUAAUGAGUGUGAGUCUAACCCCUGUCAAAAUGGUGGUUCCUGUUUGGAUCGGUUCAACAUGUUUGUGUGUGAAUGCCUGCCUGGCUACAGCGGUCCAGUCUGUGACAGUAACAAACAAGCCCAUAAACAGGGAAUCCCCUGGCUGGUGGUAGCCAUCCCGCUGCUCUGCUUCUGUGUGUUGAUACUGAUCAUUGGCUUGACCUUUAUGGUACUCACGGCGAGGAAGAAGCGGCAGUCGGAGGGCGCGUACAGCCCCAGCGCUCAGGAGCUGGCUGGAGCACGGCUGGAGAUGGACAGCAUGCUCAAAGUCCCACCAGAGGAAAGACUCAUCUGACACAUGAAGGGUGUUGGGAGGGGGGGGUCUGAGCACUGCAGGUAGGUGCACAGGACUCAUUGUGAAACCUUCAGAUGCUCUCAAUACCUGGGCUGGACUGAAGGAAAUAUGCCCUCUCCUGGUGGUGACCAGGUACUGACCCAGUAACAGAAAUGUUUUAACCAUGUGGGUACUUUGAGGACGUCUGAGGAACCAGCCCCAAGAAACAUCUCCUCAGAAACUCACUGAUAGGAUGGGUUUCUGAGGUGCAUUUCCACAGUUUAACUCUACACACUGGUUUCUCUGGCUGGUUUUAUAGUCCUGACUAGUGUGUAGAAGCUUUAUUUCACGACUCACUGCACGGUCCAGUGCUACAAGCACACAAACAAUGGGAAAUGGCUUCUGGUGCUUCCAUUAGUCAGAGGAUCAUGGUACACCUGUGGUGCUGCUGGAAACUAGGUUGCAUUCAUAGGAAAUAAUUAUCAUUAGAUGUCAGGGGCCCAAGCAGCGUCCCGCACUGUCAAGCAAAUACACAGGGCUGUAAAGCUGCAGAUUCUUUAUUGGCCACUAGAAGCUGGAUCUAAGAAAGGCUGUGCUGGAGUUAAGAUUUACAUUUUCAAAUAAUUUUAUAAUUAAUAAAUAAAUAAUAAAUAUAACAACACUUUAAAAUGAAUAAGAAAAAUGUUACACAACAGAAAGUGUUGAUUAAGUGCAAAUACUGGAAACAGACCUAGUGAACAAAAGAUGCCGCACAUGAAGCAUGUGACUUAAACAUCACUCAAUCUUACACUGAAGAGACAAAAACAUCCGAUCUGACCUUCCUCACAUUUCUACAUGAAACAAACUGAUUUUUCCUUCAUGUUUUCCACGUGGUUCUUGUUUGUUUGAGCUUGGGCUGGAGCUCUUUUAAUUGAUCUUCAUCUUGUUUUGUGUUGUCUUCUGAAACGGUUAUUAUUGUUAUAACCAUUAUUAACCCUGGAAACACAGACAACACGACUUCUACACCUUUCUCAACAGUGACAUUGGCGCUGUCACGCUGUAACUGCUGCAUUCUGUCAAUGCUGGACUGCCAGUCGUGCUCAACAUUCCAUUUAGUUGAAUAUUGUACACAAAACCUGUUCAAAACUCAGCACAGCCACACUCUCUGUUACAGCAGGUUGAGGAACGUGGACUUCCUGGUUCCACUAACUGAUUAAAAUAGAAAACUGAGAGGGUGACAUCAUAGAGAUUAGCAGCAAUUAUCAAAUCAACUCUUUCCUCCCCACUAAAGUAUUGUAGCACUAUGACAACCUGAUGACAGAACAGUUGGAAGCAGUUCUAUCAAAGAAACUCACCAAGAGCACCAGGAAACGUACAGCACCUUAACAACGUCACAGAGCAGAUGAUGUUUAACAAGCUUAUAAGAAGAUACCACACAUGCUUAUCAUGAGCUGCUCUGGUCUGCAGGGAGCUAUAGGACAAUGUAGGAAAGCACUCAGUGAGGUUAGUCUGGGGCCACAGGGUAAAUUUGGCUACUGUAGUAGGACGUGUACCAGUCGGUCCCUGACAGGUGGACAGGCUGUGGCCACCUUGAGGUUUCUCGCUCCAUGUGCUAUCCAUCCAGCUCCAUUAUUUUCAUUAUUUUGUGGGAGGCUUUCAUGUCUUGCCCCAAUCAAGACUGCUCUCUUUAGUUUGUAACCUGCACACACAGCAGCUUUAUUAUAAGCCCAGAGAGCCCAGUACUUCUGUGCUCAGUACAACAAUGACCCGGACCCAAGUGUUCUGUGUCAUUUAGUGUGAGGCAAUUUGAUUAAAGAUAGAGUAUGCACUAUGUGAGCACAAUACAAACAAGAACAAGAGUCUGACAAUUCCCAUAAUGCUUGACCAUCGACGUUGCACAUCACUUUAGUGCACUCUUUAAAAAAAAAAAAAGAAUCUGUGAAAAGAAUUUCUAGCUCCAGUUCUUAUGUGCUGUCACACACUUAUAGACUUUCUCAACAACAAAAGCAUUGAUACAAGACACAAUAGUUUGAAAUCAUGAAAUGUGGGAUGACACUGAAGCUUCUCGCUGGCAAAUAACAACAGCCUCCAAGGAAUUCCUGUGUAUCAGAGGAAGCAGAGAAAAAGAGGCUGAGGAAAUAUCCAUUACAAAAUAGUGAGCAAAAGGGGAAAUCCAUACAGAAACACACAAAACAUCUAAUGUAUAUUUAAAAAAAAUUAUAAUUCCGUUUCAGAGCCAUUUACCUUGUUUUGUUGACAUUUGUUGGUCUAGUUGUCCUUGUUAGGAACGCAGCCUGUUGUACAGUUUACUCCACAAGCUGACUUUCCCGUAGCGGUUUCUCUGUGUGACGCAUGUACAGUUUGUAUAUUUAUGUUUAUUCUGUUAAACUGUUGUUGGACUUUGAGUUUUACUGUUAGCAUGUGUCUGCUCAUGUUUGUCUCAGCCUCUUUAGUAGCAACUUCACGUUUGUUUACAGAAAUUGAAGAAUAUAUUAAACCCAGGGGAAUUCAAAAGUGUUUCUUGGGAGAUGAGAACAAACCGCUUCUGUACAUAUGAAGUUCUCAGUAUGUAAAAUAUAUUUUUAGGAUGUGGUUGAAAUAUUGCACCAAAAUAAAAUGUAAAGUUUGGAGGAAAAAACAUGACAUCCUGCAACAUACUAUAAUGUGAAAAAUGUGACAAUAUUAGUUUUUUUUUUUUUUUUAACAAACAUGGAAUCAUUUGGUAAGAAUUUAGUUCCUGGCUGCACAGUAUGUCACCGUUCUCUUUGUCGUCUUUAUUCUGACAUACACAAUCCAGGAUGUUUAUUCAUAAUGUAUUUUAAAGAUGCAACAAAAUGAAAUGCGUUCUUAAGUGUCCCUCUGAUUAGCCUCCGUGCGUUUGGAAAACCAGACUCCAUACACAAAAAGCAGGGGCUUCUGUCUGACCCCCAUUUUAAGACUACAAUUUUGACUUGUGUGCAGAAAAAAAAUGUUUCCUAGAUCAGAUUCAUUUGUUGACUAAGGAAACUAUUCCAUUAUAACUUCAUAAGAUAUGUGAAGAAAAAUGAAUUAGAAGAACAUGUUAUAGUAGCUUUUGUGAUUCAGCCAGGGGGGCUCAUUUAUUAUUAGGUGCGUUUGACUCAUGCGACGGUGCGCAGCGCAGACUUAGCGUGAUUCAUGCUGGACUAAUGCUGCGUUCCAGGCAACUGGGAACUCGGAAAUUGACCUCUGACCUCCAACUAUACAAAGUACCAUAGAAUGCCACUUGAAGUCGGAUUUCAUACUUGUGAACUCGGAGAAAAAAUAUGUAGCUCGACUUCAGGAGUAGCAGCUGGAUGACAUCACACAACAAUGGCAUCUCCCAUGGAAGCACACAUAAACCAUAAACUAAGAGGCAAAGUAAAGGAUUAAAUUAAAAUAAUAGGCCUACAUACUAGUAUCAAAUAGUAAAUCUUGUUCUGCAUGUAAAUUGAUGUAGAAAUACGUUGUCAAUGUUAUUAGGCAGCUGGUUACAGUAAAGAAUCUCUGAAAGUCAUCUUCUCUGCCCAAAAGUUAUUCAGGAAAGUCUUUGGACACAUUUGGAAAUAUAGCCCACAACUUUUGCCUACUUUUGAAGUACCAACUGAUGUAGCUAGAAGGAUACACAGUUAACGAGUAACCUAUAUUUAAUGUUUGUUUUUAAUAAAAUGACCAUCCUUUUAAUUAACACCAAGCGCACUGCUGAGGGUUUAACUGCACAUAAUUUUGCCAGUUUGUCACGGUCAGCCAUGUUUUUCGUUGACUAUCGGCGUCAAAAAAAUCUGCUGGCCGGCUGAGAUCUGCUAAACUUGGGGGAGAGGAGCAGCUCAGCAACCUUUGGACAAAUAAACACCCGUAGUCUGUCUGGAUUCUGCUCUGACAACUACACCGUUUACUCGUGGGAAGAGCUAGGAGUAAACUGCUUUUAUUAAAUGAGCUUUUUACUUUAGUUUUUGGAAUUUCAACGUUGAUUUAUCUUCACUGGAGCU
Molecule: messenger RNA, 8389 nt
Organism: Micropterus salmoides (largemouth bass)
Lineage: Eukaryota; Metazoa; Chordata; Actinopteri; Centrarchiformes; Centrarchidae
Gene: crb2a
Product: crumbs cell polarity complex component 2a
Exons: 13
Coding region: 33-4445 (1470 amino acids)
Biological process (GO): establishment or maintenance of epithelial cell apical/basal polarity; heterophilic cell-cell adhesion
Cellular component (GO): plasma membrane; protein-containing complex
Molecular function (GO): calcium ion binding
Source: RefSeq, a predicted model, not a curated record